Lymnaea stagnalis (great pond snail) is the source of this 2049-nucleotide messenger RNA. The record is from the annotation of a GenBank genome assembly. NCBI's taxonomy places the organism in Eukaryota, Metazoa, Mollusca, Gastropoda, Lymnaeidae.
AAACUGGUGCAGCCAUGCCACUGACGGCUUCACAAGUUGCUGUAAGGAUGUGCAGGUACCUACCACUAAACAUGUAAAUUGUAAUUAAAACAUACCUCUCAUAUUAGUUAUUAUAUAUGCCUGUCCCAGAAUGAAGCUGGGAUUUGGUUUGGAUAUAAUUUUUUUUAAAAAGAUGGCGAAUCCAAUAAGCAGUUCUUUCCAAAGCAUCCCACUUUUCACCCAUGCCAAAAGUUGCAUUUCUUAGUAAAAAUUGUUGUAAAAAAAUUUGGACCCUCUGCUAUUAUUCAAAUAACGAGAACAUAGGUGUCAAACUUUCCCUAAAAUAAAGCCAAGUAAUGAAUUAUUUUCUCUUAAAGUGCUACAGCUGACAAUGAUGUCAAAGCUUACCUAAAAUAAAGCCAAGUAAUGAAUUUUUUUCUCUUAAAGUGCUACAGCUGACAACGAUGUCAAAGCUUACCUAAAAUAAAGCCAAGUAAUGAAUUAUUUUCUCUUAAAGUGCUACAGCUGACAAUGAUGUCAAAGCUUACCUAAAAUAAAGCCAAGUAAUGAAUUUUUUUCUCUUAAAGUGCUACAGCUGACAACGAUGUCAAAGCUUACCUAAAAUAAAGCCAAGUAAUGAAUUAUUUUCUCUUAAAGUGCUACAGCUGACAAUGAUGUCAAAGCUUACCUAAAAUAAAGCCAAGUAAUGAAUUUUUUUCUCUUAAAGUGCUACAGCUGACAACGAUGUCAAAGCUUACCUAAAAUAAAGCCAAGUAAUGAAUUUUUUUUCUCUUAAAGUGCUGCAGCUGACAACGAUGUCAAAGCUAUUGAAGCCUGGGUCACAGCUGGUGCAAGCCCAGAUUGGCAUGAUUAUGAUGAUAGAACACCUUUACAUGUGGUAAGCUGUUUGCAAUAAAUGAUGGUUAGGAACAAUGGCCGCAAUGUAAACAUUGUGGCGCACUGUAUCAUAAUCUUCAGGCCAUUUUCGAUUUAUGAACUUUCAGUUUAAAAACAUUGGCUAUUGGAACAUUACAAUUUUAUCAUGCAGGUUUUAAAAAAAAUCCCUUAUAUUAACUUGGCUUUUGUGUUUCAUUAUUUCUGUCUGGUCAUGUGGCAAAAUCUUUGGAAGGCUAAUUGACCCACUUCCUGUCAACCAAUUGAGCUGAAACUUGGCACAUAGACUCGUAGCCAAAGACAACACAUUCUAUCAAAGUUUCAGCCCCACCCCCAAAAAUUAGUCUUUCCUGUUUUCAAGGGCAAGAUGAAGGAAAUAUGAUGCCAUUGAUUGCACAAAAUAACAUUCUUGAUAACUGCACUAAAUAAGAUUCUUUUUAAAAAAAAAUAUCCCAAGUGCCUUUGGUGCGUAAUAUUUUCUUUUGUUUUCCCGAAAUAGUUGGUGUAAUAAAUCUGGGUUGUAAAAGCGGGUGGGUCAUUAGAAUAUUAAUAAAUUUCAGAGGCAUGAACAAAAUGUGCCAAUGGGGUGCGGAGCACUGAUUGGGAUUCUUAAUCUUAUAAAGUGUGUUCUUUGAAUGCAUGUUUUGUAAAAUGUUCAGCCCCCCCCGCCACCCCCCUUCCCUAUUGCUCGAUAUUACAUUUUUAUAAAGGAUUUAUACGAAAUUUUUAAAAAAUCAUCUUUCUUAAAACAAAUAAUGAUAUUCUUGUUCUCAUCUGGCUUACAUAAGUCUGCCUACAUGCUUCAAUUUUUAUCAUCCCCAGGCCAUAAAUCUGAAUAAUAAAGAAGUGACGGAGUUCUUGUUGAAAUGUGGGGCCCGCACUGAUGUACCCGAUGUCUUUGGCAACACACAGCGUGGCAUUGCAGAGAGACUGGGUCAUGAAGAUAUUCUGGCCAUUAUAGACAAGACUGGAUUUGAAGACACAGCGUAGCAUUUUUCUUAACAUGUAUAGUUUAACAAAAUAGACAAGACUGAGUUAGUAUUGUCAUUAGCAGACGUAUGAAAUUUUGUAGAUGAGUGAUUACCAUACUUUCCAGAUGUGUUCUUCCACCUGUAACUCCAAUUACUUUGUCUUGCCCAGUCAUGAAGCGCAUGUGUCUAACUGGAGAAUCAGUGG